CAACUCGAAGUUUGCUUCUAAGUCUCUCAAAUGAUGUAAAAUACGAAGGUUUAGUAAAUAUGUAUGCAAUUUGAUCAACUCCAGUUGGUGCUGUGUUUGUAGGAAUUUUCAGCUCUCCAAGCAAGUUCUUCAACCAGACAAGCUCAGCUUCACAUGAUAAACAGAUGGCGAAUCAAGAAGUGGGAAAGAAGGUGCGAAUGGCAUUGACUCCACCACCUCAUGAUGCAACAACAAAUCCGUUUCUACUAAUAAGAUCUAUCAGCAGCAGCAAUAAUGCCAUGCUCUCUAAAGAAGAAGAAGAAGAGAAGGAGAAUAAUAAUGGGGAGCCACAUACCAAUAAUUUGUGUGCCGUGAUUAAUCACUAUAUCCACACUCUCAAUCACUUUAACUUGCGAAACUUGGGCUACCCCCUUAAUCAGAAUUUCAACUACGAUGCAUUGGCACCAUUGCUACGAUUUCACCUGAACAAUGCGGGUGAUCCAUUUUUAGGAAGCACCGUGUGCCUAAAUUCAACAUCAUUUGAAGUUAGUGUGCUUGAUUGGUUUGCAAAUUUGUGGGAGAUACAAAACAACAAGUACUGGGGAUACGUCACCACUGGUGGAACUGAAAGCAAUCUUCACGCCAUUUUAUUAGGGAGAGAAAAAUUUCCUGAUGGAAUUCUAUAUACUUCACAAGAUUCGCAUUAUUCAAUAUUCAAAAUUGCAAGAAUGUACCGAAUGCAAUGUGUCAAAGUUGGAACUUUGGUCUCCGGUGAAAUUGAUUGCGCUGAACUAAAAGCUUCAUUACUUGCUCACAAGGACAAGCCAGCCAUCAUCAAUCUUAACAUAGGUACAACAAUGAAAGGAGCUGUUGAUGACAUUGAUCUUGUAAUACAAACAUUGAAAAAAAAUGGUUUCAGUCGUGAUCGAUUCUACAUUCACUGUGAUGGAGCUCUAUUUGGUAUCAUACUCCCCUUUGUCAAACAAGCACCAAAAAUAAGUUUCAAGAAACCAAUCGGAAGUGUGUGUGUUUCUGGACAUAAAUUCUUAGGAUGCCCAAUUCCAUGCGGAGUUGUAAUAACUCGUAAAGAAUAUAUUAAUACAUUAUGUAGAGACAUAGAAUACAUUGGUUCAAGGGAUGCAACAAUCACAGGUAGCCGAUCUGGACAUGCUCCAAUCUUCCUUUGGUAUGCUAUCACUAAAAGAGGUUCAUUGGGGCUUCAAAAAGAAGCUCAAACUUGCAUAAGGAAUGCACGUUACUUACAUAAUCGAUUGCGUGAGGCAAGAAUUGGUGCAAUGUUAAAUGAGUAUAGCAACAUUGUUGUGUUUGAGAAGCCUCUUGACGAUGAAUUUAGCCGUAGGUGGAGUUUGGCAUGCAAAGGGAACAUUGCACACGUCGUGGUCAUGCAGCACGUUACCAUUGAAAUGUUGGAUUUGUUUGUUGCUGAGUUUCUUCAAAAACGAUCUUUUUGGUGGUUCAAGGAUUAUGGAUCUUCUUUUCAGCCUCGCUGCAUUGCAGAUGAAAUUGGUGCUGCAAAUUGUUCUUGCUCAAUGCACAGUUUGUUAUCGUGAUUGAGAUUGUAUCAACUAUACAAUAUAUAUGUGCCUUGCUAGC
Molecule: messenger RNA, 1593 nt
Organism: Arachis stenosperma
Lineage: Eukaryota; Viridiplantae; Streptophyta; Magnoliopsida; Fabales; Fabaceae
Product: serine decarboxylase 1-like
Exons: 7
Coding region: 165-1550 (461 amino acids)
Biological process (GO): carboxylic acid metabolic process
Molecular function (GO): pyridoxal phosphate binding; carboxy-lyase activity
Source: RefSeq, a predicted model, not a curated record